Labrus bergylta (ballan wrasse) is the source of this 2682-nucleotide messenger RNA. The record is from RefSeq and is a predicted model, not a curated record. NCBI's taxonomy places the organism in Eukaryota, Metazoa, Chordata, Actinopteri, Labriformes, Labridae.
UGAAGUGCAUGUGUCGUAAGAGCAGCCCGUUGCUUUAGUUAGUAGAGUUAUUUAUCACUUUUAUGAUCUUUUCAGACUCUAGUUGACGACGACAGUCAGUUCAUCAUGUCGAAGCCGACUCUGCUGGUCCUCUUCGGGAGUCAGACUGGGACGGCUCAGGACACGGCUCAGAGGAUCGGUCGCCAGGCUCAGAGGAGGAAGAUGAAGGUUCAAGUUCUUCCUCUGGACGAUUACAACGUGGCCAACCUGAUCUCAGAGUCUCUGGUUGCCUUUGUUUGCUCCACCACCGGACAAGGAGACCCUCCCGACAAUAUGAAGAAAUUCUGGAGGUUUGUCUUCAGGAAGUCUUUACCUGCUGGGUCUCUGAGCCGGCUGGACUGUGCCGUGCUGGGUCUGGGGGAUUCCUCUUAUCCUAAGUUUAACUUUGUGGCAAAGAAGCUUCAUAAACGCCUCCUGCAGCUCGGGGCGAGUGCUCUGCUGCCCGCUGGACUGGCAGACGACCAGCACGACCUCGGGUCGGACGCUGUGAUCGACCCGUGGCUCGGCUCAUUCUGGGAGAAGGUGUUUGCUGUGUACCCGUCUCUGUCUGAUGUGACCCCUCUGAGGGAAGAUGAACCACUCCCUCCGUCGUACACUUUCCACUUCCUGGAUGACGUGAACGAGAAGACAGAAGACCGGCUGCAGAGUCCUGAUGUCCCCUCUCAGUCUCGUCCCUUCCCCUGCAGACUUGUGUCAAACAGACGAGUGACAGACGAGUCGCACUUUCAGGAAGUGAGGCUCAUCGAGUUUGAUAUCACCGGAUCCAACAUCGAGUUUACUGCCGGUGACGUGGUGAUGAUGCAUCCUCAUAACUCACCUGAGGACGUCGAGCUGUUUUGUCAGAUGCUGAGAUUAAAUCCAGAGGAUAGAUUCACCGUCAGAGCCGCAGACAACACGGCAGUUCCAGCCAGGCUCCCUCAGCCGUGCUCGGUGCGCCACCUGGUGGAGACAUACCUGGACAUCGCCGCUGUGCCUCGCCGCUCCUUCUUCGAGCUGCUGUCCACCUUCUCCACCAACGAGCUGGAGCAAGAAAAGCUGCAAGAGUUCAGCUCGGCGGCCGGACAAGACGAUCUACACGGAUACUGCAACCGCCCGCGACGCACCGCGCUGGAGGUGUUGUCAGAUUUCCCACACACCACAGCAGAACUCAAAACAGACUACCUGCUGGAUCUGUUCCCUGAGAUUCAGCCUCGCUCGUUCUCCAUCGCCUCCUCUCUGCAGGCUCAUCCAAACAGGCUGCAGAUUCUCGUCGCUGUAGUCCGCUACAAAACCAAAAUGCAUAAACCACGAACAGGUCUCUGCUCCACCUGGUUGGCCUCCCUGGACCCUGAACAAGGGGAGAUUUUUGUUCCUCUGUGGGUGAAGAAGGGCACUCUGAAGUUCCCUAAAGACGCUGACACUCCUGUGAUCAUGGUCGGCCCGGGGACCGGUGUGGCUCCGUUCAGGUCGGCUGUACAGGAGCGGAGCGCUGAGGGCAAACAUGGUAACGUUUUGUUCUUCGGCUGUCGCUCCGAGUCCCAAGACUUCUACUUCAGGUCAGAGUGGGAGGAGAUGACGAAGGCCGGACACCUGACGCUCUUCACUGCUUUCUCAAGAGAUCAGGAGGAGAAGGUGUACGUGCAGCAUCGAGUGAGAGGAAACGCUCAGCUUCUGUGGAACCUGAUCGCCAAUCAAAACGCUUGUUUCUACAUCGCAGGGAAUGCCAAACAGAUGCCCAACAGCGUGUGUGACGCUCUGAAGGAGGUGUUCCAGCAGGAGGGGGGCGUCUCCUCCGAGGACGCUGAGCGGAUGCUGGAGGUCAUGGAGAGGACGGGCCAGUUUCAGAGUGAGACCUGGUCCUGAUUACACCACUUUGAGUCGCAGUAAACUGCUGCUGAGCUCACGGCUCAAAAUAUUUAAAGUAAAAUCCUCCAGGUUUCUGAACACGUUUGAUAAAAAUGUGUUACAUCGAGGAAAUAUAUUUAAAAGACUUCCUGUUAAAGUUUGAAGUAUUGCCUUAUUUAUCUGAUAAUCAACGAAUGGUAUCAGAAAUAUUCCUACAGGUGUCUUCUACUCGGCCAAAGAGCAACUUAUUGUUAAACAGUAAUUUGUUCAGAGUUCACAUGAAGACGCGUGGUUGUGGUGCGCGCCCCACGUACAGAAGCUGUAGUCCUCAAAGCGAGUGGCCCAGGUUUGAAUCCGUUUUUUUCCCUUUAUUGGACAUGACAGCUGAAGAGAGACAGGAAAUGUUGGGACAAGAGAGCGGGGGGGGAUGGCAUGCUGCAAAGGGCCAAGGUCGGAUUUGAACCCACGGCUGCUGUAAAGAUGACUUUAGCGUCUGUAUAUGGGGUUCUUGACAUCGCUAGGCUAUUAGGCGCCAUCCCAAAAUAAAUCUUUAUGAAGAAACUGAGAUAAAAGGAACUCCCAAAGAAAGGCGUUCUCUUUGUAUUUAAAGCUGAUUUACUAAAAAUGCCAAGAAGAAAAUAAAAUGUUAAACAUAUUAGAAACAAGGUGAACUAAAUGACCGUACAGAGUGACUGAAUUGUAACUUAAUGAUGUAAACAUGUUUGACGACAGAGUAAACACUCUAAUGGACCAAUGAUGACGCAGUAUACAUCUGAUUUAAGUGUAUGAAAUAAAUAAAUAAAUAAUCAUUAAUUAUUA